Molecule: messenger RNA, 2235 nt
Organism: Lepisosteus oculatus (spotted gar)
Lineage: Eukaryota; Metazoa; Chordata; Actinopteri; Semionotiformes; Lepisosteidae
Source: RefSeq, a predicted model, not a curated record
GCUGCUGGGAGCAGGAAGUCGAUUUCGACCAUGAGACGCUAUGAACUAUUAUGAGCCUGUAGUAAAUAAGGUUAUUUAGUUUGAUUUAAAUCCAGUUCGUGUCAGUUGAAUUUGAGUACCUUAUGUCGUUUGUAUUGGAGAUGCAAGCGGCUGUUAUGUUUAAGACGUAGGCAAAGCGGGCGAGACUGGAACAAAACAGUAAGGUUAAUGGCUGAAGUAACGAGGACGUUCCGGUCCCCAGCUCGACACGGUUAUGCAGUAGAAGUGUCCCCGUAUUUUCCCAACAGGCUGGCCUGUGCCACGUCUCAGUAUUACGGAAUAGCAGGUUGUGGAACACUGCUGGUUCUGGAGCAGAAUGACAUUGGUAUUUCUCUCAUAAAGAGAGAGACGUCCCAGAGGUGUGGGGUGUAUAGCGUUGACUGGAGUUUAACCCGUGGUGAAACAUUCAUAGUUUCUGGUUCCUGGGACCACACUGCUAAAGUGUGGGACCCAGAAAUUGCCAAGUCAGUUGGCACAUUUCAAGGUCAUGAAAGUGUUAUUUAUAGCACAUCGUGGUCUCCACACAUUCCUGGCUGUUUUGCUUCAGCUUCUGGUGACAGUACUUUAAGAAUAUGGGACCUGAAAACAGGAGGGUCAAGACUGGUGAUCCCCGCCCAUCAGGCUGAGAUACUGAGCUGUGACUGGUGCAAAUAUGACCAGAACCUGAUUGUCACCGGCGCAGUUGACUGCAGUCUGCGGGUCUGGGACUUGCGUAAUGCGCGACAGCCACUGUCUGAGCUGACAGGUCAUACUUAUGCUGUAAGAAGAGUGAAGUUCUCCCCAUUUCAACUCACCAUGCUGGCAUCCUGUUCAUAUGACUUCACUGUGAGGUUCUGGGACUUUUCCAAGACAGAGUCUCUUCUGGAGACGGUGGAACAUCACACUGAGUUUGUAUGCGGGCUAGAUUUCAACUUGCACAUCCCCAAUCAGGUCGUAGACUGUGCCUGGGAUGAAACCAUAAAAAUAUACACACCUCCUUGUCUCUCUAACCUUCAUCAAAAUGGAUCUUAGGAGAAAAACAAUCAUCUUUCGUCCAGGAGGUGAAAAAGUCUACAGCACUGACUGCACUUGAUUUAUUAUUUGUGUUCUUUUAUCAAAGCUCCACAUCAGUCUUUAUUAUCGCACCGUGAAAUGCCUCGUGUGCAUGAGCACCGGAAAGCAGAUGGGGCUUGAAAUGCAGAAGAAUAUCUCUGUUUUGUGAUGUGCAUGAAGUUUGUAACUGUUACAGUAGAGAUGUGAUCAAGUGGACAAUGUUCUCCUGUUUCUAAACUGAAAUUAUGAAUGUUGACAGCAGUGUAUGCUUGAUUAACUACGCAGGACAAAGAGGUUAAAAGGUGGCUGUACAAUAUACUGUAAGAUGCCAUUUAUCAUAGGAGAAUGCUGGAAGAAACGCCCCUGGUUUUAUAUCUUGUACAGGAAGAAGAUGAAUGACAGCAAAUGUGAUAUAAAUUAAAAGAGUGGAGGAUUAUCCACCACUUUAUCAUGUGUUUUUUCUCUAGAAGGCAUGGGGAUGAAUCAAGCUGACUUCCCAUGUGGCAUUAGUUCUGAAUGUGCUGUAUAACUUCAGGUUCCCUGCACAUUAAAAACAACAUAGUCUGACACAGAUGAUUUAGACAUGAGUGGCAGCAGCCAGCUUGUGCCAUUCCUAACUACAGAAAAUAUCCAUCCUGGAGUUCUGUUGCAGUUCAUGUGUGCGCCACAUUAAAAUAACGCAGUGUAAGUCCAUUUGACAAUUAAUUAAAAAGUACAUUUUCUGCACUACACUGUGUUCCCAUUGCAGAAUUUCUGUAUUUCUAUUUAAAAUACAUUUGAAGUGUGGUAGUUGUAGUGUGGCAGUAAUUCAAAAGGUUUUGGCCAAGGAGUGUUAACCACUAUUUCCCGUUUUGCUCUUAUGAACAUUAUAGUGGACCUCUUCAGAAUUAACGGUGUAGCACAAAGACACCAGUGGAAACUAUGUGGAAAUGCAUUUUUAACUGAGAACAGGAGGCACUUCCUUACACAGAGUGUUGCUGGAGCAUGGAACAAGUCUACCCAGUUGUGCAAUUGAAGUCAAUACCCUGGCUUAUCUAAAGAAACUAAAACAACCGGAUGAGAUUGUCUUAUUGAUUACUAACCCGAAAAAGCUAGAUAGCCUUUUCUCACUUGUACCCAUUCUCAUGUUCUUCUUAAGUUAUAAAAAUAAAAGAUUCAUUGUUU